AUGUCUUGGUAUCAUGGGGGUGCUGUGAAUUUAAUUCGUGACGUUAAUGUUACGAUGCGCGUUUUAUGUUUCGUAGGAAAACAACUUUCAAACUUUUGCGACGAAAAAGUCAAUUGUCCAAAUACUAUACGCAAAAAUUCAUAUCCUAAAGCUAUACUGUCGCAACCAUCACAGCAUGUGUAA
Ambispora gerdemannii is the source of this 183-nucleotide messenger RNA. The record is from the annotation of a GenBank genome assembly. Lineage: Eukaryota; Fungi; Glomeromycota; Glomeromycetes; Archaeosporales; Ambisporaceae.